This is a messenger RNA of Papaver somniferum (opium poppy), 1696 nucleotides long. Its product is annotated as transcription factor HHO6-like. The coding region runs from base 145 to 1365 and encodes 406 amino acids. Gene Ontology annotation, molecular function: DNA-binding transcription factor activity; DNA binding. The record is from RefSeq and is a predicted model, not a curated record. Gene Ontology annotation, biological process: regulation of DNA-templated transcription. Lineage: Eukaryota; Viridiplantae; Streptophyta; Magnoliopsida; Ranunculales; Papaveraceae. The transcript is spliced from 5 exons.
CUUAAAACCGCUUUUCUAGAUCGGAUUCUGGUUUUUUUUUCUCCUUUUCCUUUUCACCGUGUAUAUAUAAAUCCCAACUCAGAUCUCUUCUGCUUCCUCUUUGUCUGUAUAAUUUUGUAGAGAGAAAUCAGAAAAAUCCUGAAAAUGGGUUCCAUUGCAGCUGCUGCUGCUGUUACACCAGAGCUCAGUUUAGAAUUAAAAUCCACUUAUGUUCAUAAAAGUAUAAAUCUUUUCCUGAGAGAAAUCUCUGUGAUUGGAAACGUUUCUGAGAGAUUAUCUAAACUUGAUGAUUAUAUUCACCGAUUAGAAGAUGAGAUGAAGAAGAUUGAUGCCUUCAAACGAGAACUUCCUCUUUGCAUGUUGCUUUUGAAUGAUGCUAUUCUGAUUUUGAAGGAGCAGACAUUACAUUGUACCACAUCAUCAUCAACAACAACAGAUGCUCAUCCUGUAGUGGAGCAAUUUAUUCCAUUAAUGAAGAAUAAUUCAGAUGAUGGGUUAAAAAAGGAAAAAGUAUCCAAGGAUAAAAUGAGCUGGAUGAGCUCUGCUCAGCUCUGGAGUAGUAAUUCUUCUCAGGAUGAGAAAAAUAAAUCACCAUUACAGAGACCUGUAGAAGAAGUUGCUGAUGAGUGUGAAGCUCUGAACACUUUACCCAUGCGUAAAUUUAAGAAACUUGAUGGAGCAUUUUUGCCAUUUAAGGGUUUUAAUGGAUUUCCAGUAACAAUGCCAAGGACAGUAAGGAAGGAAGAUAAAGAAGUUCCACAACCAACAACACCUUCUCUAUCUCUUUCUCCUCCUUCUAGUGAAGAACAAUUGAAUUCUCGCAGCAGAAAUAUUCAAUCCUCAGCACCAACCACAACAGCAAACCCACCAGUCUAUUUACAGAAUGGAACCCCUCAACCACCUUCUAGGAAGCAUAGGAGAUGUUGGUCUCCUGAUUUACAUAGACGAUUUGUUAGUGCUUUGCAACAACUUGGGGGUUGUCAAGUGGCUACACCAAAACAAAUUAGAGAAUUGAUGAAGGUAGAUGGUUUAACAAAUGAUGAAGUGAAAAGCCAUCUUCAGAAAUAUCGUUUACACACUAGAAGAGCUCCUAAUUCUUCUUCCACUACUGCUGCAAAUGAACAACAAGGUGUUGUUGUUUUAGGAGGAUUAUGGGUAUCAUCAUCUCAAGACAAUGACUAUGGGUCAUCCAAAUCUGGCAAUUCUGAAUCUGAAUCUCCACAAGGACCCCUUCAAUUGGCAGCGACUAAUGGUGGGGUUUCUACUACAUGUGGUGAUGAUAGCAUGGAAGAUGAAGAAGAUAGAAGGUCAGAAAGCUACAGUUGGAAAGGUCAUCUUCAUAAACCAGUAGAGAGUGAUGCUUAAUCUGGUCUAGUUAUGGUGAUUACGGUCUCUAUAUAUACAAUGGGGGUAUUUUAGAUCAAUAACAAAUAUAUACAUAAACCAUGAACAUCCUGAGAGAAGAUAGUGAAGGAGGGUAGAAAUAUAGAGUCAGAGAGGUUUAACAAAUUUUGCAGGUGUUCAGGGAGUUGUUUUAGGUUUCUUACUUCAAUUGCUUCCUUUUAAGGUUUUAUCUCUUUUAGUCUUGUUAAAAAUGGAAGUAGUUCAUGUAUAAGAAUCUAAUAUCCAUAUAUCAAAACAUUAACAGAGAGGUCUUUUCCACUCAAGUACAAAUAUAUUUUCAUGAAAACAUCUU